Molecule: messenger RNA, 1512 nt
Organism: Venustampulla echinocandica
Lineage: Eukaryota; Fungi; Ascomycota; Leotiomycetes; Helotiales; Pleuroascaceae
Exons: 6
Coding region: 1-1512 (503 amino acids)
Biological process (GO): transmembrane transport
Cellular component (GO): membrane
Molecular function (GO): transmembrane transporter activity
Source: RefSeq, a predicted model, not a curated record
AUGGAUACUGACGACUCGAGCAUGCACAAUGCCAAAGUCACAGACGAGAAGGUUGAGAACGUUGAGUCGGCUGACCAAGAGGAUCGACCCUACGAUGAUUCAGGGCCAAGAUCCAAGCUUGAAAAACGGCUACUUCUGAAGCAAGAUUUCAUCAUUUUACCAUUGCUAUCCAUCAUGUUUUUCUUUGCAUAUUUGGAUCGUGGUCAAAUCGGAAAUGCAAGACUCAUGGGACUUCAGGCGUCCUACAAAAUGAACAAUGGACAAUACUUCAAUGUUCUCAUGAUGUUCUAUGUUGGAUACAUGGUCGGAGAGUUUCCGUUUGCUCUCCUUCUCCGCGUGUCAAAACCGGCCUAUGUCUAUGGAUUCACAAUUAUUGCUUUCGGAUUGUUCGCCACGUGUUGUGUUGCAACAAGGUCUUAUGCUGCCUUAUUGGUGCUGAGAUUGCUUGUUGGCGUUGCAGAAGCUGCUGCACAGACUGCAUUCCUCUACCUUUCUCUUUGGUACAAACCCGACGAGCUGGCAAUGAGAACCGCCAUCUUCUAUGGUUCUACACCCUUAGCUGGCGCCUUUAGUGGACUCAUCUCAUAUGGAGUUCAGCGAAAUCUCGACGGUGUUCGAGGCCUUCUCAAUUGGCAAUGGCUUUUCGUAAUCGAAGGUAUCCCGACAAUGGCGUGGGGGAUCUUGGUGGCACUUGUAUGCCCAGCUUUCCCGGAAACAGUGGCAAAGAAUGGUAGCAUGUUUUUCAAGCGUGAGGAUGAGCGGAGACUCAUUCUACAGAGAACCAUCGCAGGACGGAACGUGGCUCAUGCUAAGAUUGAAGCAUUCCAGAUAUGGAUCGCUUUGAAAGACAUCAGGAUAUGGCUAGCAGGUCUAUAUGUCGCGGCACCAGCACUUUGUGUCGCUGCUUACGGCGCUUUCUUGCCAACAUUUAUUAAGGAAUUUGGCUUCGAUCCUUUGGCCACUCAACUCUACUCAAUCAUACCUUACGCCUUUGCUACAGUGACCCUUUUUAUUGCUUGUUGGGGUGCAGAUCACUUUAGGCAAAAAGGAUUAUUCCUGAUAGGAUGCCUUUCCAUCUCGGUGACAGGCUUCGUGCUGCUUCUAGCUACCACCAACACUGUCGCUCUAAUGGCGGGCGCUUGCUUUGUGGCAUCCGGAGCCUAUGCCGGCGUCAUUUUGGCAGCAACCUGGAACAUCGCCAACCACGGCGGCUACACAAAGAGAGCUGUGUCGGCUGCCAUAGUGCAGAUUUUCAUCCAGUGCUACAGCAUUAUCUCGACGCAAAUCUACAUUAAACCACCCCGCUUUUUCUUGGGCCAUGGCGUGUUACUUGCCCUGGUGACUGUGGGUCUUCUGGCCGCAGUUGCAAAUCUUUUUAUUAUUAAAAAGAGGAAUGCAGAACGAGAUGCCAGAGCUGCAGACUUCGAGAGGCGGGGCGAACUAGAUCCCGAUAUGGCAAAUAGCUACGAAGAGCUCUGCGACUACCAUCCAGGUUACCGGUAUGUGAUGUGA